GUCCUGCGUUCUAUAGGAGUUAAUGUAAUGAAAAUUAGUUUUGUAUAACAACUUAAGUGGAAAUCAGUUUUUCCGAGUUACAGUAGGCCUAAAUGUAAAUCUAUCUUUAAUAGGCCUAUUGAUUACGGUAUUAAUUUUUAAAUAUUUAUCUUAGAUAAAUAUAAAAUGUUUAUGGACUUUGUAUUUACCGGGGUGAAGUCUUAAGAAUUACAUAUUUUUUUAUGUUCUUCUUUUAUUAAUUUAGAGAAUUAACAUUGCUAAAUUAACACUUCAUAGAUGUUCACUCGUACAGCUAAUAUAGUGGUUAGCGCUGUGGCACUUCAUGCUAGGUGUUCUAAUAAAUUUUUGUAGUUUUUACAUUCGAGUGUAGCAAUAAAAUGUAUAAUCGCAUUGUGCUUAAUUCCAUAAGUUUAGUAAGAUUUAAAAUGUGUUUAAUCAUAUGGACAUUUAGAUAGUACCAUAUAGGCCUAAUCGGAGUUUUCAUUUUUGGAUAUUGUGAAACAAAAUAAAUAAGUUAACCUAACAUAAUAACUGUCAAGCUAUACCGUUCUUAGUGCUAAAUUUUCUAACAAACUACAUGUUAUUGUGAAUUAUAGCGUCCGAAAUUAUCACAAGUUUAUAGCUAAAAUAAUGCAGGCGAAGCCACUUGAUAUGGUACUGUCACGCAAAUUUGGUGGCGAUGUAUGACGAUGAUUUAAUUUUCGAUUUGCACGAAAUGGUAUUCUUAUUUUUCAAUUUAUGUGUAUUAAAAUUAUACUAAAGUUAUAUCCAUUAGGUGUAUUAUAGAUUUUGACUUAUAUGCUGUGCUUUGUAAUAAAAUCUAUUGACAAAAAGAUAUGAUUUUAAUUUCGCUUUGAUGAAAUUCGUCUAAUAAUUUUGACUCACGGAACACUAGAUAAAGGUGGCUAUUAUCCGCAUUUUAAUGAAAUUUGAAAUUUAGGUUGUUUAACUCAAAAAAUAGUUAUUCUGUACCAAGGUAUGUGACUCUAAUUUUGUUUUGAUGAAAUUUUUCAUAUAAAUUUUACUUCUGAACACUAGAUAAAAUUGACUAUUAGGCCUAUUCGUAUUUUGAUGAAAUUUGAAAUUUAGGCAGUUAUUUAUCUCCAAAAUUGUUAUUCUGUGCACUUGUAGUUAAAAAAUAUUUAUUUUAAAGUUUAUAACUCAAUGAUUUUAUAUAACAGUAAGAGAGGAAUAACGUAGAUAAGAUCAAUAUUGUAGUAAAUUACCUUAAAUAGAUCAUUGUGACACACAUGAGUUAUUAGAUUGGAUGCUCCAUUGGUGGUUGAUUGAGCUGAGCGGUGCAGCAGCAUUCUUCUUGAUUCUAAGAUUAAUUAUUCUUUCAUGAAUGCAUCACGUCAAUCAACUGAGUUUAAAACCGCUGAAAAUAUAACAUGCUAAAUAGGAUUCACUGAUACGUAUGAUCCGGGGGAAUGUCUAUGCUAAUAUCAAAAUAUUACUUUUGAUAAUCAGCACAUUCAGAGUAGAUAUUUAACUAGGAACAACGCGCUUGGCUGUGGUCAAUGUUUUUGUUAGUUUUGUGGUCAAUGUUACGGUCAGGGGUAUGGUUCGUCCUUGAUUUUAUUAGUGAUAUGCGUAUUUGUAUAUUUCGUGACGAGCUAUAAAUCGCAGAAUGAUAUUGCAACGACUUUGAUUGUGUAUCUCAUGUCUGCACUUCCUAAUCGACUAAGUAGAUAUAAGAUGAAAGAAAAAAUUGUCCAAUGGAUCAUUGCACACUACGCAGAACCAACGUCAGAAUAGUUUUGAGUAUUGAGUUCACACCAUAGAUCAUCAGAAUAAAUACAAGAUAUUUCGUGGUUAGUUCUAGAUGAAAUAAAAUGAUGUUGAACUCUUCAACACACACGUCCAAAACAUUAUUAUAUGGCGCCGCUCCUACUGGUGUUGGAUUGAUUUUCACCAACAUGUUUGUCUGUAUACUGUCAGUACUAACCAUAGGCGGAAAUGCUUUAACAAUUACGGUAUUUUCACGAGACUCGUCACUUCGAAACAACCCACAGAGCAACCGGCAUAUCAUGAGUUUAGCCGUUGCUGAUCUUGCCGUUGGACUAAUUCCUCUGCCACUACUGGUUGUCAUCAACAUCGCAGACAUUUGGCCGUUUGGAAUUCCUCUCUGCAUGCUCAAGUCCAUAGUAGAGGGAACAUUCUUAAUUGUUACAAUAUUCACAAUCGCGUUCAUUAGUUUGGAUCGUUACCUGCUAGUCCACAAGGAGUAUCCAAACUAUCUUAAAAUCCAAACAAAACUACGGGUAAAUCUUCAGAUUGCUUUUACCUGGACGUUCUCAGUAGUCUUAAUGGUGACAAAUGAAAUCCUUUAUUUCUACCAAAUUGGUUUUGAGUCUAUGUACAACUUAUUUUGCAACUUCCACACCAACCCUGACACAAACAUAUUCCUUCUUAUAAUUUUACUUUUUAUCCCAAUGUUAGCUAUUAUGUAUUUCAACAUUAAAACAUUUUUAAAUAUUCGGAAGCGUAUACUCCGGAGACGGAGAAUAGGUGUCGAGCAGACACUUACCGUCAGAAGCACGUCCGUUGUUCUUGAACGACCGUUAGGCAUAAACGAAAAUGAAACAAGAAAUGAAAUUCUAACAGGUAGGCCUAACCUAGAAAGAAACAUAGAUCUGGUAACCUAUCAUGAAAAUGCAAAUUGCCACAACUUUGGCAAAACUAACCGAGAUCACCCUCAAAGAUCUCAAAAUACGUCAGGAAAUGCUCACAAUCAAGACCUAAAUGAAAACAAAAGGUGCAAAUUAACCUGUCAAAUUCACCAAGAAUCUAAAAAUGUUAGAAAGGGAAACUUAACAAAAUAUCCUUGGGCAAGAACGAGUAUUAGUGUUAUAGGUUCACGUUCAGGAAAGAGCCAAACAAAAGAUGCCAGUUUUAAGCGAAGAUAUGUCCGCCCUGCUAUGAUGAUGGGUGUGUUGUUAUCGACUUUUUUGAUCUGUUGGGUACCUCUCGGUGUAACCGGUUUUAUGAAGAAUUUUAAAACGGUUUUUGAAGAUCCCAGACUUUGGAAGUGGAUCCAUAUUUGCAUGUACAUGGACUCAUUGUUUAACCCAAUACUCUACGCCAUUACAAACAAGAAGAUUCGGAUAGCUAUGAUAAAAUGCUUCAAAAGAAAUUGAAUAUAGAUUAUUGUUUAAUUCGCUA
Messenger RNA from Anneissia japonica, 3165 nucleotides. Its product is annotated as 5-hydroxytryptamine receptor 2B-like. The record is from RefSeq and is a predicted model, not a curated record. The transcript is spliced from 3 exons. NCBI's taxonomy places the organism in Eukaryota, Metazoa, Echinodermata, Crinoidea, Comatulida, Comatulidae. The coding region runs from base 1836 to 3140 and encodes 434 amino acids. Gene Ontology annotation, cellular component: membrane. Gene Ontology annotation, molecular function: G protein-coupled receptor activity. Gene Ontology annotation, biological process: G protein-coupled receptor signaling pathway.